GCGCGGAUUGAGCAACGAUCAAGAACGUUACGACGGUUACGGCUUGUUUUCAAUUCCAUUGUGUUAACCAUUUUUUGUUGAUUUGUAACCAAUUGAAGUGAAAGGAAAGAAAGUUUUUUUUUGUUUGAUUGGACUAUUUUUAGUGAUUAAUAAAAAACGAAUUAAACGUGUGAAAAGUUUCAAACUUAGUGGGGCCCAAAGCCGUCUAAAGAAAGAGAAAUUUUCCGAAAAAAAACUUAAAUAACCUGGACAAAAAUGCGUUUUUUGUUGUUAAUUAUGGCGCUUAUAGGUGCUGUUGCAGCCUAUGUGGGACCAUCUUCGGCCAAACCACCCCCAACUUUGGCAGACACAAUCAUCUCCGAAUUAUUGGGGGAAAAGUUAAGCAUUAAAGAUAAUGAGCAGAGUGAAGCUUCUACCACCGCUUCGUCCUCUUCAUCAUCAUCAACAACAGCGGCAUCAACUUCCACUGAGCAGGCAAGCUCUUCCACCGAAGCCAUGAAGGAUCCCUUGCAAGAAAUUGUCUCAGCGUUGCCCAUCACUCUGCCUCCCUUACUCUCAGAGUUGGAUAUGCCCAAAAGACGUGUCAUCACCUAUGAUCAACGCCAGGAGGGACAAUAUAACAUACGCGCUGAUUUGGAUAAUUUCAUGUUUCUUUUGAUCCCAGCAGCUCCAGCGGAUAAUUUUAAUAUUCUGGAUAUAUUGGGUAAAUCAGGGGCAAGACGUACCCCUCAUUCCUCAUUGAAAUCGAAUAAAAAGAAAUAUUAUCCCUCGUCUUCGACUGGUAACAAACAGGAUGGUUUGAAAUAUCGCCAAUCCUUAAAGAAUGCUGAUUAUCUUUCUAAGCCAAAUGAUCAUUUGGGUGUGGCUUCCAGGGCUGGGGACUAUAUUGAGGGACGUACUCCUUAUCAUAUGGAUAUAUCUGCGCUGGAUGAAGAACAAGUUCAGCCUCGCCUGAAUCCCGAUCGCCAGGUGGAUGUUUUGCCACCCUCAUAUCCUUUGGCCUAUCAGCAUUUGAUGAAACCAUAUUUGGAGGCAGAAUCAUCUAUAAUACAGACCUUGCCGCCGGCAGAGAUGGCUAAUCGCCAUAACUCAGAACCUUCACAAAACUCCGGCUUCUUCCGCUUUGCUCGCUACAUACGCGGUGAUAAUUUCUUGGACUCGAAUCGUUUAGGACCGCAUCAAUAUCAUCCGGCCUCUAGUCGAAGAAUAGCACAAAUUCCCAUGUAUCGUUCGGAAAUGUCAAUGGGUGCAGCUCAACUAUAUCCACCACUGGAUGUGCCCCAGUUUAAGAUAGCCUCAACAGCACGCAGCUUUGAUGAGACACCCUCCACCUCCAACGAGGAGUUGGAGUCAAAACAAACUCUUGAUGGUGGUGAUUUGAUUUAUGAGAAUGUUUUCUCACCCUCUGUGCACUUACGUCCUUUGGAAGACGACUUGGAUUUGGAGUUACACAACGAUGGGCUAAUUGAGGGUGAGGCUAAGGCUUUGCUGAGUGAUGGCAUUGAACGUUGUGCCCCCGGCAAGAGACGUGAUAGUUAUGGGGUAUGUCGUGAAAUUCAAGGAUACUAGAAAUGGAGCGAGUGUAGCAGGAGUGAAAAAGGAAAAUUCAUUUUACUUAGUUUUAGAUUUAAAUUUAAUUAAAAAAAACAUGACUGCUUGUUUAAGAUUUUCAUAAAGUUUAAGUUAAGUGACAAGGUUCAAAAUAUUUUUCAAAAAAAAAAAAGAACAAAAAUGAUUGAAAGUUUUAAAUUAAUUAUAAUUUUAAGUUAUAAUGCUUAAGUACAAAUUCAUUUUUUUAUUAAAAAAUAUUUUUGUGCACUUUAUUUUAUUAUUUUAAAAUAUGUAUAAUACAUAU
Messenger RNA from Stomoxys calcitrans (stable fly), 1855 nucleotides. RefSeq lists its product as uncharacterized. The transcript has 2 exons. The record is from RefSeq and is a predicted model, not a curated record. NCBI's taxonomy places the organism in Eukaryota, Metazoa, Arthropoda, Insecta, Diptera, Muscidae. The coding region runs from base 256 to 1569 and encodes 437 amino acids.